UGAACACAAAUGAGCCGAGUCCGAGGGGGGACGACCGCGCCGGGGGUCCCAGGCACCGCCACCUUUGGGCACUUUCCUUUUGUUUGGGCUGAGGAAGAUGAAAGCAGCCGCGACCACAAACCCUUGGGACCAAGAACUGGAACUAGAUAAUGAGUUACAAGGCACUAACAGUUCUGGAUCGUUGGGUGGUCUUGAUGUGCGCAGACGAAUUCCUAUAAAGCUCAUCUCCAAGCAGGCGGCGAACAAAGCCAAAACUGCACCUCGAACUCCGAGGACUGUAAGCAGGAUGCCUGCAAAGACGCCGACUGGUGAUGAAGGAUUUGAUUAUAAUGAAGAAGAACGGUAUGACUGUAAAGGGGGAGAGCACUUUGGAAACCAGCGAAGAUUUCCUGGUCACCUAUUUUGGGACUUUCAGAUAAACAUCUUGGGUGUAAAGGAUGAUACACCAGUUCAUUUCUGUGACAAAUGUGGGUUACCUAUUAAAAUCUAUGGGCGAAUGAUUCCAUGCAAACAUGUGUUUUGCUAUGACUGUGCUAUUUUACAUGAAAAAAAGGGAGAUAAAAUGUGUCCGGGUUGUAGUGAUCCUGUGCAGCGAAUUGAGCAGUGUACACGAGGUUCUCUCUUCAUGUGUAGCAUUGUUCAAGGGUGCAAGAGAACGUACUUGUCUCAGAGAGACUUGCAGGCACAUAUCAACCAUCGCCACAUGAGAGCGGGCAAACCUGUUACUCGUGCUUCCCUUGAAAACGUCCAUCCUCCUAUUGCCCCGCCUCCAGCUGACAUUCCUGACCGCUUUAUCAUGCCUCCAGAGAAGCAUCAUAUGAGCCAUAUUCCACCAAAGCAGCACAUCAUGAUGCCGCCGCCUCCUUUGCAGCACGUGCCACACGAGCACUAUAACCAGCCGCACGAGGAUCUCCGCCCUCCUCCAGCAGAAUUGUCCAUGGCUCCUCCUCCACCUCGGUCGGUCAGUCAGGAAACCUUUCGUAUCUCAACAAGAAAACACAGCAAUUUGAUAACUGUCCCUAUUCAGGAUGACUCAAAUUCAGGUGCUAGAGAACCACCACCUCCUGCCCCAGCACCUGCUCACCAUCAUCCUGAAUAUCAGGGUCAACCAGUGGUAUCGCACCCUCAUCAUAUUAUGCCUCCACAGCAACAUUAUGCACCACCCCCACCUCCUCCACCACCGAUAAGCCAUCCAAUACCCCACCCUCCCCAGGCUGCAGGUACUCCUCACUUGGUUUAUAGCCAAGCUCCACCUCCACCAAUGACCUCUGCUCCGCCACCAAUAACCCCUCCCCCUGGACAUAUUAUUGCCCAGAUGCCACCUUAUAUGAAUCAUCCUCCUCCAGGACCUCCCCCACCUCAGCAUGGUGGCCCACCUGUCAGUGCACCCCCUCCUCACCAUUACAAUCCUAACUCUCUACCCCAGUUCACUGAAGAUCAAGGAACUCUGAGCCCUCCAUUUACACAGCCAGGGGGAAUGAGCCCUGGUAUCUGGCCUGCACCAAGAGGGCCGCCGCCGCCUCCACGAAUGCAGGGUCCGCCUUCUCAAACCCCACUUCCUGGACCACAUCAUCCAGACCAGACGAGAUACAGACCUUACUACCAGUGAUGAUAGUAUUGUGAACUGAAGAGGAGGUGAUGAGGGGAAACCAACUUAUAUAUAGUCAUCCUUUAAUUAAGCUUUGACUGUUUGGGGAAGAAAAGCCCCUCUUACAGAGGGGGCUAUAAAAUACUUUAGGGUCUUGUUCUCUAGAUGGUGUUAAACCUUGACCUGGGGCCUGAUUUCAAAGUACAAUACUGUAGUGCAGAUAAAUGGCUCAGUUGAACACAGCUAUGUUUUAACAACUUUUUUCUCUUAGUGUGUAAAUUGACCCAGAGGUGACCAGUUGUAAUAUUAUUUCCUGGGGGGGGAAAACUUUUUUUUUCAUUGUUCCACUUUCAGAAGUAUUGCUUUUGUUAAACCCAAUCUUUAGUUUUUCUUGUGAUACAUUUUGUUAACCUGUGUAAACGGAUUAAAUUUCAAUAUGGUUGUAAAAAUGCUAUUUUUUAUGUGAAUUUAAGUGCAGCCACAUACUGUUUUUUUUAAAGCCUUACGUUUUACCACUAAUUUCUCAAAGUACAACAAAAUUAUAGAAGGCAGGCAGUCCAAUGGUGGAAAAUGAUUUCACAUUGUAGGCACUGGGACAAUGAGGUACAGGAAGGAUACGAUACGCCUUGCUUGGAAGCCUUUUUAUGUUUAGGCAGCCUCAGGAACACCAGAGUACCUACGGCUUCUAGAGCCAAGCUGCAUUUUUGUUUGUGACAUUAAAGAUCAUUAUUGAAUAUUUGGAAGAAUACAGACAAAGUACCUGAUUCUAUAAGCUCCAAGUUGGUAGGGGAUGCUACUCAUUCAGGUUUGCCCCUGAAUGGUUGGACUGGCAUGAUUCAUCACAAGUAACCUGUGAACUGUUUAAGUGGUCUCUGGGUGCGGUGUGUCUUGCUCUGCGCAUUGUUAGAACCUACACCGGACUGAAGAGGCUUGAUACAGUUCCUCUCUUCAUGGUAGAAUUUGAUCCUGUGUUCAAGCGGCUUGUUUAUUGAGUUUCAACUAAAAUUAAAAUAUCACAGAGGAAUUGGUAUAUUAAUGAAAGACAUUCUCUUAAUCACAAACUUGCAUUUGCUCAGGUUUCAUUACUGUAUGAUACGUGAUUUUUCCUUUAACUUGAAAACUUAAAUUAUGAUUUCCUGAAGCUUGGUUGGAGCAGUCUAAACUUGGAAUGUUUUAGAAUGACGCUGCCGGUGAAGACUACCAAGUGAUUUUGUAUUGGAGAAAAGUUCUUACUAAAUUGUGAAUUUCAGUGCUUUAUACGGUGCCUUUAGAGUCAGCUUUUGCAUUAUAGGGACUGUUUAAUAGUCCAGCUAAGGUAACCACUUAACGGUUUAUACAGAACUCAUGUAUAAAUUGAUACUCUUGGGAUAUUGUUAUAUAUCCUUUGACUAAACCCCUGUGAAGGAUUUUUUUCCCCUCCUAAAAUGGUGCAUAACAUAAACACGAAAUGUAUAGGAUGCAGCUUUCAUUUAUAAGAUAGUUUGUAGUGUGUACAUUGAGAGUAUUUUUUUGGCCAAGGAUCACCUGAUUGCUAAUUUAGCAUUUUCCAGUGUCAGGGACAGGCAAAGCAAAUCCCCAUCUUGAGUCAUUAGAUGCAAAGGCAUCUAUCUCUGAGCUUAGAGCUGAUGUUAGAAAUAAUAGCAAUGGUCAUUUCAACCUUUGACCAUCCCAACAUGACCAAUUCACUUUUUUAAAAAGUGGUUUUUCCUACCUAGCAACUCAAGAGUCCAAUGUUAAUGCAAUAUUUCUAGUGAGUUCCAGUUAUUAGAAGCAUGGGAAUGAGACAGUGUGAAAUGGUGGUAGGGAAUGCCACUGUCAUGUUACUGUAGGUACUUGGACUGGUGCAAACGCGAUUUGCUUUCAUGCCCCUGUUUAGGAGCUGUUAAAACAGUACUGCUGGAAAUCCAAUUCCAGGCUUUGUGUCAUGAAAUAAGGAACUAGCCAAAUUCACACACGAGACCCUCAACGAUGAAGAGCUCUCUUGUGGUUUUGAAAUUCACUAGGGCUACAAGUGGUGUGGAGCCCCUUAGCACUCUUAUGUAUUAGACAGGAAACCCAGUAUCAUGAUAAAAGCCCACAUUGCAAGAGACAGGCUUUAAAAAAAGACAAUUUGUUUCCCGUUAGGUUUGAGAAAUCUUUGUUAUGCAGGGAUACAUAUCAGAUGAAUGUUAAUAGCAGACAAAAGUUUAAAAUGGUAUUAGACUUGAAUUGAUGAGUUUGUUUGAAUGAGGGUGGGUGGGUAGAGGAUACUAAAAUUACUGUUAGUGUUUCUGAGGAAAAAGAUGUGAAUUCCAACCUUAUUUCAGGGAAGCCUUUGAAGCUAUGAUGGACAUAAGUCUAAAUUCAAUGUAUGUAUGUUUCAUUAUAUUGCUCUUAAGACUACUGAGGUGGCAGUUUAAUUCUUAAAAACAAUAAAAUGGAAGCAUAAAUACUA
This is a messenger RNA of Echinops telfairi (small Madagascar hedgehog), 4022 nucleotides long. It is a transcript of the gene CBLL1, whose product is annotated as Cbl proto-oncogene like 1. The transcript is spliced from 6 exons. Lineage: Eukaryota; Metazoa; Chordata; Mammalia; Afrosoricida; Tenrecidae. Gene Ontology annotation, biological process: regulation of cell adhesion; protein ubiquitination. Bases 98 to 1609 code for a protein of 503 amino acids. Gene Ontology annotation, molecular function: ubiquitin protein ligase activity. The record is from RefSeq and is a predicted model, not a curated record.